AGACCAGCCUGGGAGCAGAGCUGUGCACUCCCGAUGGAAGAACGUCGUGGGAGAAAAUAAUACGCCUAGACCUACCGGAGCAUAUAGUAGAGGACUCGCUGCGUACCUAUGUGUCAGUGAGCGGCGUUGUGCUCGGUAACCCAAUGGAGAAUCUGGAUAAUCUACUCAACUAUCGUCAUGAAAAUGGCUCAUUCUCGGUUUUCAAACAGGAUAAGCCUGGCAGUACCUGGUUAAUGGCCUACGUGUUUGGUGUGUUUAGCGAGGCAGAACGGCUGCUGCAGGAGAAGGUUCUAGAAGAGUUACGGACUGCAAACGUUAAUUUCGAUCCCACACUCUCCGCGGCUUUUACAUUUCUCAAAGCAAUGCAGCGUGAGGAUGGCUGCUUUGUGGAGUACGGUUUGGUACCUCACUCAGACCUACAGGCCCCAGGCAGUUCUCAAAAGGCAAAACCACUUAAUGACCUACUUCUAACUUCCUAUGUCCUUUCAGCCCUGGUCGAAGCUCCACCUGCGCUAAAAAAACACAAUUCUCAACUGUAUGCUACAACUGUAGCCUCGGCGGGUAGAUGUCUAUUACGUACUCUUGGUUCAUUUAAGGAUUCCGAAAUUUCCCUAAAAGCACUUGCCAAGGUGGCCUUUGCACUCAGGAGUCUUACAGAGCAGCCUGAAUACCUAGAAAAACGCGAGCUAGUUUACGGAGAAUUGAUCAAUAGGUCCUCA
This is a messenger RNA of Dibothriocephalus latus, 719 nucleotides long. NCBI's taxonomy places the organism in Eukaryota, Metazoa, Platyhelminthes, Cestoda, Diphyllobothriidea, Diphyllobothriidae. The record is from the annotation of a GenBank genome assembly.